Messenger RNA from Pistacia vera, 1529 nucleotides. Its product is annotated as 26S proteasome regulatory subunit 7. NCBI's taxonomy places the organism in Eukaryota, Viridiplantae, Streptophyta, Magnoliopsida, Sapindales, Anacardiaceae. Gene Ontology annotation, biological process: proteasome-mediated ubiquitin-dependent protein catabolic process. Gene Ontology annotation, cellular component: proteasome regulatory particle, base subcomplex. Gene Ontology annotation, molecular function: proteasome-activating activity; ATP binding; ATP hydrolysis activity. The transcript is spliced from 9 exons. The record is from RefSeq and is a predicted model, not a curated record. The coding region runs from base 69 to 1349 and encodes 426 amino acids.
GGACUUAAAUUUCUCUUCUCGCUAAAAGGAAGCUUUGGUGACUCAACUCCCAAGCAAUCUGAAAAAUCAUGGCACCGGAACCCGAAGAUGAGAUCAAGGACGAGAAGAACCCUAGACCUCUUGAUGAGGACGACAUCGCUCUUCUCAAAACCUAUGGUUUAGGACCUUACUCGAAUAGCAUUAAGAAAGUUGAGAAAGAAAUCAAGGAUAUGGCUAAGAAGGUGAACGACUUAUGUGGUAUCAAGGAGUCUGACACUGGCUUAGCUGCACCCAGCCAGUGGGAUCUUGUUUCUGAUAAGCAGAUGAUGCAGGAGGAGCAACCUCUUCAGGUGGCAAGGUGCACCAAGAUAAUCAAUCCUAACUCUGAGGAUGCCAAAUAUGUUAUUAAUGUUAAGCAAAUUGCUAAGUUUGUUGUUGGGCUUGGCGACAAAGUUUCUCCUACUGAUAUCGAAGAAGGCAUGCGUGUGGGGGUUGAUCGGAAUAAAUAUCAGAUUCAAAUUCCCUUGCCUCCAAAAAUUGAUCCAAGUGUGACCAUGAUGACAGUGGAGGAGAAGCCGGAUGUGACAUAUAAUGAUGUCGGGGGUUGCAAGGAGCAAAUUGAAAAGAUGCGAGAAGUUGUUGAGCUACCCAUGCUUCAUCCUGAGAAAUUUGUGAAACUUGGUAUUGAUCCCCCAAAGGGUGUUCUCUGCUAUGGCCCUCCUGGUACAGGUAAAACACUUCUAGCCAGAGCUGUGGCUAAUAGAACUGAUGCAUGUUUCAUCCGUGUUAUUGGAAGUGAGCUUGUUCAGAAAUAUGUUGGUGAGGGAGCUCGAAUGGUUCGUGAGUUGUUUCAGAUGGCACGUUCAAAAAAGGCUUGUAUUGUGUUUUUCGAUGAAGUUGAUGCUAUAGGAGGUGCACGUUUUGAUGAUGGUGUUGGCGGUGAUAAUGAGGUCCAGCGUACAAUGCUUGAAAUUGUGAAUCAACUUGAUGGGUUUGAUGCUCGUGGAAAUAUCAAAGUCCUAAUGGCGACAAACAGGCCUGACACUCUUGAUCCUGCAUUGUUACGACCAGGACGGUUAGAUCGUAAGGUUGAGUUUGGCCUUCCUGACUUGGAGAGCCGAGCACAGAUAUUUAAGAUCCAUACACGAACAAUGAACUGUGAAAGAGAUAUCCGAUUUGAACUCUUGGCUCGGCUUUGCCCAAAUUCAACUGGAGCUGAUAUAAGGAGUGUAUGCACAGAAGCUGGUAUGUACGCCAUCAGGGCGAGAAGGAAAACAGUGACAGAGAAAGACUUCCUUGAUGCAGUGAAUAAGGUUAUUAAGGGAUACCAAAAGUUCAGUGCAACCCCGAAAUACAUGGUCUACAAUUGAUUCUGCGGCUCACAUUCUAGACCGUCUGCUUCCUGUUUCAUCCAUUUCAAUAUCUGUUGUCUAAACUUGUGCUUGUGCUACAUCCUUUCUGCUUAAGGAACAUUUUGUAUUUUUCUCAUAAUUGUCCGGAUUUACAAUUUAUUGGAACUGUAUUUAGUUACUUUUACCUUGACUCUUUUC